UUCAAAACAUUGCCAUUACAUAAAUGUUUGUGUAAAAUAAUAUCAGCAAAUUGACUGACCCUCGUAUCUAAUCUUUAGACUUUUACAGCGUGUGACCGAAGAAAACAAGAUGGUUUACAAACUCUGAGUAAUACUUACUAAACCUAUUUUUCUAAACUACUCUUUAUUUCAACUAGAUACCAUGUACAUUUUAUUGUAAUUCAACUUAGUCAACGGAGAAAUGUGUAUAAAACUAAAUAUUGCCCUACCAAUAAAAAAAAACUAGCGAUCGCUUCAGCACAGUGGUAAGACUGGUCGCUUCGCAAUCAGCUGGCUCCGUUUCAAUUCUCAAUUUUCUGGCAAACUUACGAUGGUUUACAAACUUACGAUGGUUUACAAACUUACGAUGCUUAACACAGGAUGAGACUGCUCCUUUGCAAAGCGAUUCUCUCUAAUAUUGCCUUAAAAAGAAGUUUCCGUGAUACAGUAGGUGUUGGCACGAUAAAACAAAUCCUCAUUGUUACGACCCUUUGUGUCAUGCAUAGGCAUUUCAUCCAUGGCUGGUAACGUAUCUACACGUCUCGAGUGAAAAGUUGUUUUUUUUUAAAUGGGACGUAAAACAGCAUGUGAUGAUGAACAACCAAAAAUUGCUUUUUACCAAGCGUGUUUUCUCCAGUUUUUAUUAUCAUUUUCUUUCCAAAUAUUGCUUAAGAAUCAAUAUAUCUACAGUCACAUAAUGCCGAAAAGGUACAAAAAUAUCCCUUUCUUCCACGUAACGGUAAAGUUACAUAAUUUCUUGCAAAACCGUUCAGAGUUGGGGGCCUAACGAACACGUGACUGUUGUGGUCAACGUGCUGGUAACCUCCACCUUGGAUUCUUAUAUAACGGGCUUUGGAAUCAGUUGAAAUUUUAGAACUAUCAUUUCAGUGAGACGAACAUGACAGAAAGGUUGAAACACCUUAUAUUCAUUUUGUUUGUAGUAUUCUGUAUUAACGAAAUCAAGUGCUCGGGAAAUUUGGAAAAUGAAGUAGAUAGAGUACUGAAAAAGGUGUUAGCGUGUCGUCCACUUACCCCUGGGGUGACAAUUGGUGUAGUUAAAGAUGGUAAAAUCCUCAUGGCUAAAGGUUACGGAGUGGCUGACGUCAGUACCAACAGACCUGUGACCAAUGAAACACUGUUUGAAAUAGCCUCCAUGUCAAAAGCGUUUGGUGCAACGCUCCUAAUGAAGCAGAUUGGAAGAAGUGUAAAUUUAACCAUUCAUUCAAAAUUAAAAGAACUUCUUGGUCCAACGUUCAGCUUUGCUGACGCUAAUCGAAACAACUUGGCAGAAAUCAACGAUAUCUUAUCUCAACAGUUGGGAAUCCCUGGUCAUAUAUACAUGAAACUGGACCUCAACCUCACCCGAACUAAUUUACUAACGCGAUUCAAGUACCUAAAUGGUACCAAACCGUUGCGGGCGGGGUUUCUGUAUAGCGGAAUGAACUAUGGUCUCGCCAUGAUAAUCUCAGAGCGACUGGGCGGGAAAACAUGGGAAGAACUGAUAAAAAAAGAGAUAUUUGAUCCGCUUGGAAUGACGUCAUCAACCGUAAUGUCCAUCAUACCCGACUUGAGUAAUGCAGCCAGGGGAUAUGUUUACACGCCAAAUUAUACCCUUGUUCCUGUUGAGUUUUCGUUGUCUCGACAAUGGGCGAUAUUGGCAUCUGCAAGUGGUAUUGCCACUAACGCAGUCGACAUGACAAAAUGGAUGAAUUUCCAUCUACGUGGUGGACGUAAUGAUCUGAAUGUCAGUGUCAUGAAUUCUACUUUGGUGGAUAUGCUCCAUGCACCACGUGUUAAACUUCCACAUGAUUCCAAGUCGUGGCAGCCAGGAACGACUCACAGAAUGGUGGAAGACACGUAUGCGUAUGGAUGGAAAAACGGUCACUACAGAGGGUACACCAUGAUGAACCAUGGAGGAACGUCCUGGGGUUACUCCUCUUUUAUAAGUCUAUACCCCGAUCUAAACAUGGGCAUCUUUACUGCUCUAACUGGUCGAGACAGAUACUAUAUGUUUCAAACAGCUCUUCACAACUACCUCUUUGACAGCGCAAACAACAUCACCUCGUGGUUCAACCAGUCCAUUCUCUGUAACUACCCGGACCCAUGGUACAAAAGAGAAACCUAUCUAGGAGCACACGAUAUUGAUAGAAGCAUUCGUCCCUCUCGUCCUCUUACGGAAUAUACUGGGAUCUAUACAAAUCCUGCCUAUGGUGACUUGUACAUCUUUAUGAACGAAAUGAACAACUUGGAGAUGGCCUAUGGAAUGGGGUCUUGGAACAUCUAUCCCCGACACGAAAGGGACGAGUUCUCUGGCGCGUCAUCUGGUGAUAUAUACAGAGUGAUCGAACUUAAUCGUAUCGCGUUCUUUUCUGAUGGUAAAGGGCAUAUCACUUCCGUUAAACAACAUAGCUUUGACUGGGACGAACCACCCGUGUUUGUGAAAGUCGAUUAAAUAUUGACAUGCAGUGUUUGUAAUAAAAAAAAUUCAUUGAA
Molecule: messenger RNA, 2511 nt
Organism: Ostrea edulis (European flat oyster)
Lineage: Eukaryota; Metazoa; Mollusca; Bivalvia; Ostreida; Ostreidae
Product: gigasin-6-like
Exons: 6
Coding region: 917-2470 (517 amino acids)
Source: RefSeq, a predicted model, not a curated record